UAUAUAUACUCCUCCAUGCAACCGCCCCAUGCAGCAGCUGCAGCAACCACCUUCCUAGUUCCUCAGUCUCACCACCAACGACCACAACUGCUAACCAUCUCUCUUUCUCUCUCUUAGUGAGAGAAAGCAUGGACUACUCUUACUUCUUCUCGUCGUCCUCGGAGAAGAAGUCCUCGAAACGCCGGCAGCAGCAGCAACAGGACAAUGGCAACGCGACGAGGUACCUCGGGGUGCGGCGACGGCCGUGGGGCCGGUACGCGGCGGAGAUCCGGGACUCCGCCACCAAGGAGCGGCACUGGCUUGGCACGUUCGACACCGCGGAGGAGGCCGCCAUCGCCUACGACCGCGCCGCGCGCAACCUCCGCGGUGCCAGCGCCCGUACCAACUUCGCCUACCCCGACCUGCCACCGGGAUCCUCCGUCACCCCCUACCUCUCCCCCGACCUCUCCGCCGACCAGCUCCAUCACUACUACGCCAACCUCGUCCCCGCUGCUCCGCCAACGCCGGCCAGCAACCAGGCCGCUUAUGGCGGUGCCGGCAACGAGGCUUGCCACGUGCCGGCGAUGUCGUCCUACAGCACCGUCGACGCGUCAAUGGCCUACGGCGGGAACCCUGAUAUGGAUAUGUUCGACUGCGGCAAUGGCGCCGGUGGCGGGGCGUGGUGCAACGCAUCGGAGCUGGAGUUCGGCGGGUACGACGACGCGGCGGCCAACGCGUCGCACGAGAUGUACUUCGAGGAGGAGUACGUGCACAGCCCGCUGUUCUCGCCGAUGCCUGCCGCCGACGAGGUCGACGGGUUCCAGCUCGGCGGGUCGUCAUCUUCGUAUUACUACUGAUCGCGCCGAGACGUGGUCAACAGAGAUUAAUGCUGCCAUGUUGUCGAUCCGUGUCUGGCCGUUUCCGUCACCGGCGGCCGCGGCUCGGCGCUCGCCGGAGGGGGCUACAUAUACCUCCGGCGUGGUGAAUUGUGCGUGUUGUGCUUAAUUAGCUGUUUGACUUGUUGUGUUUU
Molecule: messenger RNA, 1009 nt
Organism: Phragmites australis (common reed)
Lineage: Eukaryota; Viridiplantae; Streptophyta; Magnoliopsida; Poales; Poaceae
Product: ethylene-responsive transcription factor LEP-like
Exons: 1
Coding region: 129-836 (235 amino acids)
Biological process (GO): regulation of DNA-templated transcription
Molecular function (GO): DNA-binding transcription factor activity; DNA binding
Source: RefSeq, a predicted model, not a curated record